Molecule: messenger RNA, 3192 nt
Organism: Fonsecaea pedrosoi CBS 271.37
Lineage: Eukaryota; Fungi; Ascomycota; Eurotiomycetes; Chaetothyriales; Herpotrichiellaceae
Exons: 7
Coding region: 1-3192 (1063 amino acids)
Biological process (GO): secondary metabolite biosynthetic process; regulation of DNA-templated transcription; DNA-templated transcription
Molecular function (GO): DNA-binding transcription factor activity, RNA polymerase II-specific; DNA binding; FAD binding
Source: RefSeq, a predicted model, not a curated record
AUGGGAUCCCAGGAUCUUCCGUUCAGAGUAGCUAUUGUCGGCGGUGGUAUUGGAGGCUUGUGUGCUGCUCUAUCACUGCAUCACCACUGUGCUGGUGAAGGCAUCAAAAUUGAUGUCUAUGAGCAAGCACCACAGUAUAAAGAAAUUGGUGCUGGUAUCGGCAUUGGUGUCAAUGCAGCAAGAUUGCUUCAUUCUAUCGGCAUUGGGGAUGCCGUGAACCGCAUUGCUGGCAACCGACAGGGUAUCUGGAUAUCUUUUCGUCGGUAUGAUACUGGAGCAGACAUCGUGACAGUACCGGUCAAUGACCGUGAGAAAAUUCGCCAAUGCCCGGUCCAUCGUGCAGAAUUCUUGGAUCUCCUAGUUGACACGAUUAAAGCUCGAGAAGCUGCGACCUUGCAUACCAACAAGUCUUGUAUCAGUGUUACCGACGAAGGCGAGACCGUCACCUUGAAUUUUCGGGAUGGCAGCACUUCCACAGUUGAUUUGGUUGUUGGCUGUGACGGAAUCCAUUCAAACCUUCGAGCACAAUUCAGCUCAGAUAAUCCUCGUUAUGGGGGAAGAAUCGCAUAUCGGGGCCUGGUCCCAAUCAGCAAGCUCGAAUCGAAUUGGCCAUUUCCAACCUAUUCCGUCAGCUGGUUGGGGAAUGAUAAACAUUUCUUGGUGUUUCCAAUCAGUAACAACAGGCUUUUGAACAUUGUCGCCUUUGUCGCAAUGGAAGAAGAGAAGCUGGGCGGACUAAAGGAGAGCUGGACCGCCACUGGGGAGAAGAAUGAUCUGGCAAAGGACUUUGAGGACUUUGAUCAAACUGUCCGAGAGGUGAUCUCUCAUAUGCCUGAGCAUCCCUCAAAAUGGGUCUUGAAUGACAGGGAACCUUUGCCGCAGUGGGUAUUUGCUCGGGGUAAGGUUGUCCUCAUGGGUGAUGCCGCUCACGCUAUGCUUCCUCAUCAAGGCGCAGGAGCAGGGCAAGCCAUCGAAGAUGGGUACAUUCUCGGUCGAGCACUGCGAGACUAUCUCAGCUCUCGCAGUCACAAGGGCGAGGGUCUUGAAAGAUGGAUGCAGUUGUAUCAGAAUGUCCGUCUUCCGCGGGCGCAGAGAGCUCAAGCCACAGCAAGACAAGCAGGUCAAGUAUAUGAGAUGCAGACGGAGGAGAUGCUGGGGAAGUCGUAUGAGGAGUGUCUGCCAAUCGUACGCGAUAGCUUGAAGGACCGAAUGAAAUGGGUAUGGACUGAGGAUAUUGACCUGGGAUACAAUAAGGCCCCUCCAAAGAAGCGCAAACGAGUCGCGAUUGCGUGCCCCGAGUGUCGAUUACGAAAGACAAAGUGUGAUCACAUUGUGUCCAGACAGGUUGAUGAUGAUAUGCUCAAGGGAAUACCAAAGAGUUCGCAAGCCUACAUUCGUUCUCUGGAGCAAAGGCUUAGGAAGUUCGAGGAGCAGGAAACACGGGCUCAUGGCAAACCAGAUGAACCAGCGUCCCUGGCCCACCACUCACGGAGGAGCCAGGCGUAUUCUUCUCCACCGCCUCUUGUUCAACAGCGACAAUCUAUCCUGAUAUCCGCCAACCCUGAGAUAUUUAUGGGGGGAUACUCGGGCAUCUCGUUCACCCAGCUGAUUCUAAAUGCUAUGAAUGGCGCAGAUUCAAACAAGCUGGAGGCACAGUCUCUGUCAUCUCCACGCGACCCUCCAUGCUUCUCCACGCCCUCGGACCUUUUCGCUCUUCCACCUAAUUGUCGCGAGUUGAUCGAUCUGUUUUUUGACUUUCAUUAUGAGCUGUCGCCCAUAUUUCAUGCACCUACCCUCCUUGUGAAGAUCGACCGACUCAUUGCCGGUGACGCAACUUACCGGUCCGAACACAGAUACAUCCUGGCAAUCAUGAACAUGCUUUUGGCCAUAGCCGCUUCCCACCAGCGACACAGGACGGAAUCGUCGGCCUCUAGUACAAGGGGUUAUUACGACGUAGCAAUGGCCCUUGUCGGUCCUACCCUCCUAUUUGACUGGAAAAUCGAGAAGGUCCAAAUCCUUUUGCUAGGUGCCAGGUAUCUUCAAAGUUCAAGUUCUCCUUCAGAGUGCUGGAAUGUACUUGGUCUGGCGAUUAGGAUUGCAUACGGCCUUGAGCUUCAUCGGGCACCCGGAGAGGAGUUCGAUUGUAUCAUGCGAGAAACACGAAAACGCGUGUGGUACGCCUGUUAUGGUCUAGACCAGUUGCUGAGUAUGAUCUAUGGUAGACCAGCAGCGACCUCAUCUUCAACAUUUGAUACCCCACUUCCAGAAGAUUUGGACGACGAUUGUAUCCAAAAAAGCAGACUACUUUUCCCCAGUCUUGAGGCUCCGUCGACAAUGUCGUUUUCAAUCCAAGUGUCCAAGCUGUAUCGAUUACUUGAGUCUGCCGCGUCCUUUGCCGACCCCCCUCUGGAAACUCUGGUGCAGCUGGAUGAAGCCUUUGAGUCGUGGUAUGCUGGCGUUCCCCCAAAUCUCAAAGUCCGGGGCAAUAUGACCGUGCAAGACGACAAGUGUCUUAUCCUAGCUCUCCGAGCAAAUAUGGUUAGGAUCCUCAUUCAUCGACAGUCCCUCGCCUCCACACUCAGUCUCCUGUCCAAAACCGAGCAAGCAUGGAAACAUCCUGAGACUCUCAAAAGCAGUAUGCUUCAAAACAGUCGACGAAUCUGUGUCCAGACAGCCGAGGAAACGAUCGAUUUGGUUGGUCUUCGAUAUGACCAGACUAAACAUGCUCUUGGGCCGAGCUGGUUCAACCUCUAUUAUCUAUUCAACGCAAUAUUAAUUGUUGUAUCACAUGUCGUGGAUCCAGAAUAUCGAAACGACAAAAGAGCACUUUCCCAACUAGACCGUGCAAUGCAAAUGAUCAGGCAGAUGUCCACAAACCACCAAUGUGCACAACGCGCUUACACUUUCCUCCAGCAACUUCUCAGCUUCAUGGACAGGUCCUUGCUCGUUGAGGGACGACGCGGCGUAAGCUCCUCGAGACCACAAACCGGAACUGUCUCAUCUCCUCUUCUAGAGGGCUCGACCAACAACGACGGUGGCUAUGACGACCUGGUGCACCCGGACCUUUUUGCAUUUUGGGACAUCACCCAAGAUCUGACCACCAACCUAGGGACUCAGCUCGAGUCUUACUCUUCUUUAGGGUGCGGAAUGUGGUCAUGGGAUGUCAACGCUCAACAUGACAUCGCGCAAUGA